AUGGCCCUCUUUACGGAAGUAUAUUGGUUUGCCUUGGUUGGUAUUUUGGUUCAUGUAGUAUAUUUGGGAUCAAUUUUUGAAGUCUAUUUUACUUCGCCAAUAGUAAGUGGAAUGGCCCCGCAUUCGGUGAAGCAACCUGCACCUGCAAAGCGUUUGGUAUUUAUAGUGAGCGAUGGCUUAAGGGCUGAUAAACUAUAUGAAAUCCCCAACAAAAAUACUUCCAGGUCUCCUUAUCUCAGAGAUAUAGUGGAAAAUCAUGGUAGUUGGGGCGUUCUACACACGAGAGUUCCAACUGAAUCAAGACCUGGCCAUGUGGCUUUGCUUGCCGGUUUUUAUGAAGAUGUUAGUGCUGUAACUAAAGGUUGGAAGGAGAACCCUGUAGAAUUUGAUUCACUUUUUAACCAAAGUUACCAUACAUGGUCAUGGGGAAGUCCUGAUAUCUUGCCAAUGUUCAGUAACGGAGCUAAUCCUCAUCGUGUCGAUACAUACAUGUACCCACCGGAGUUUGAAGAUUUCGCUACUGACGACGCUUCAAGGCUUGAUACAUGGGUUUUCGAUAGAGUUGAGCAAUUCUUCAUGAAGGCUAAGCUUAACAGUUCUCUGAGCAAAGAAGUUAAAAAAGGCGGAGUUCUGCUGUUUCUACAUCUACUUGGAGUAGAUACCAAUGGUCAUGCUCACAAGCCAUAUUCCAAAGAAUAUCUAGAUAACAUAGCCGUUGUCGAUAAGGGCAUUGAAAAAACUGUUCGUGUCAUAGAAGACUUUUUUGAACACGAUCAAAGGACCUCAUACAUAUUUACCUCUGAUCAUGGAAUGACAGACUGGGGAUCACAUGGGGCUGGUCUAAACCAAGAAACCGACUGUCCUAUAAUUGCUUGGGGAGCCGGCAUUUCUAAAGCCACUCCUGAAACUAAAAACGAAUACCAGGAUGGCUAUUCGAAGAAAUGGCAUCUUUCUCAUAUUAGAAGGUCGGACGUGAUGCAAGCUGAUGUAGCUCCAUUAGCAGCAUCUUUGCUUGGAAUUCCAAUUCCUGUGAACUCUGUGGGAAUUUUGCCCUCGUCGUUUCUGAAUACAAGUGAUUCAUAUACGGCCGAAUGCAUAAUAGUAAAUGCUAAGGAAAUAGUCGCUCAAUUUAAGGUAAAAAUUAACGCGAGUAAAUCGUUUUUCGUAUCAUCUAUUCAUGGAGUUCUCUAUUUAUUAAGAUCAAGAGGAGGCAAAGAAGAACCAAUACAUUACCAAUAUUCUACAGGCAGUUUAGGUAAAACGCUCGCAACUUUGGCUAUUGAAGGAUUAAAUUAUUAUCAUAACUACGAUCGACUAUUUUUGAGCAUUAUGAUUGCUAGUGGUUUCGUAGGAUGGAUUUUGUACAUAGUACUUUUCUUGAUUAAAAAGCAUACUAAUAACUCGGACAUUUUUAAAGUUAAGGUAAGCUAUCAAUAUGUGUUUAAUGAUUAUUUUAUAGUAAUGUCUAAUGCUUACUCCUUAGCUCAAAGGUCGCCUUUCACUCACUAUAUCUAUGUCAUGGUACCGAAUUUUUUUUGGAGUCAAAUACUGAGACAACGUAAAAUUUUAUCUGAGAGAAUCAAUGAUACACGCAUUGGGGAUAGUUUUUACAUCGUGUUGCUGUUCUUCUGUAUAGAGCUGUUGGUAAUUAGCUUCUUUUAUCGAAUUUCGUUGACGAUUGCUUUGGUCGGCCUUGGCGUAUGGCCUUUGACAACAACUCUUAUGCAAAAAAACAAGUUUAUAUGCGGGUACUGGUUAAUCGCCUGCUUAUUAGUCGGAAUAUUUCCUUCUCUCCCAGCUGUAGGUCGAGCUGCUAAUUACACCUAUGUAACUAUUGCAGGAGUCCUUACAGUUCUCAUAGGGCUUUAUAUAAUUACUAGGUACCCUUCAUUAUUGUGCAAUCUUGACUUUACGAGUACAAUUUACAAGUUACUGUUAUUGGUUGUAGCUAGCCUAGCCGUUAUUGUUGUAAAUAAUACUGCGAGAAGUAUCAACAAUAAACAUGGAUUACCAUUAUUCAAUCAGAUAUACAGUUGGCUAGUGUUAUGCACUAGUUGGAUUUUGCCGUUAUUUAGCUCCAAUUAUCUUUUGGAUCGCUUGCUGAGCAUAUUUUUAUCAUUGAUGUCAACAUACAUUUUGUUCAGUACAUCCUAUGAAGCACUAUUUUGCCUUUGUUUCUGUAAUUUGUUGUCUGUUUGGAUCAUUAUUGAACAGAAGUUAUCGAAUGUUACUACUGGUCAGGUAGGCAUUGCAAAAUAUAUUUUAAAACUUAUUGUAUUACAGUAUAAUAACUUAGGCGAAUUAGUUCAUAAAAUUCUCUCUCAUUUAAUAUGA
Molecule: messenger RNA, 2334 nt
Organism: Trichoplax adhaerens
Lineage: Eukaryota; Metazoa; Placozoa; Uniplacotomia; Trichoplacea; Trichoplacidae
Exons: 20
Coding region: 1-2334 (777 amino acids)
Biological process (GO): GPI anchor biosynthetic process
Cellular component (GO): endoplasmic reticulum membrane
Molecular function (GO): mannose-ethanolamine phosphotransferase activity
Source: RefSeq, a predicted model, not a curated record